CGUUCAAAACAACUGGGAACUCGGAAUUAGACAUUUCCGACCUCAGUGCGUUUAAAAAAAACAAGGAACUCGGAAAAAAACUAGGUCCGACUGGGAAAAUGUGUUUUGAAGGUCAUCCAACUCGGAAUUCCAACUCUGGAAUUUGGGCCUCUUUCUAGAGCUCAUGGCGUCAUUAUUUGACCUUGUAUAUAUGUCCGUGUUCCCAGUUGUUUUGAACGUGGCAUUAGUCACCGCAAAUGGGUUUCCAGAAAAUCGCAGUCGUGCCGAAAUAAAUACUCACAUAAGGAGGCGUGAACGCAUGGUCCAGACCAGAAGAAGUUACAGACAAAGCUUCGUCAGGUAAGAACAACAGUUCUGACCCAAGUUGACGGAACAGACGGUUGAGGGAAUCUCCUAGCAGAGAGGAUCAUGGGAGGAGCCGUGGUAGAUGAUGAGCCUAGUGAUGUCAAGGCACCAGAUGGAGGGUGGGGCUGGGCAGUGCUCGCCGGGGGGUUCGUCAUCACUGGGUUCUCCUACGCCUUCCCCAAGGCCGUCAGUGUGUUCUUCAAGGAGUUGAUCAGGGAGUUCGGAGUGGGAUACAGCGACUGUGCAUGGAUUUCUUCUAUACUGUUGGCCAUGCUCUACGGCACAGGUCCACUGUGCAGUGUGCUGGUGAACAAGUUUGGGUGUCGGCCAGUGAUGAUGGUGGGAGGGCUCUUUGCCUCCUUGGGAAUGGUCCUGGCCUCCUUGGCCACCAGUAUCAUACACAUCUACAUAUGUACUGGAGUAAUAACAGGUCUUGGCCUGGCGCUGAACUUCCAGCCGUCUCUGAUCAUGCUGAAUCGUUACUUUAGUGAGAAGAGGCCUCUAGCUAAUGGACUAUCUGCUGCUGGGAGCCCUGUGGCCCUCUGCUGCCUCUCUCCUCUGGGACAGGUGCUGCAGUACCACUAUGGCUGGAGAGGCGGCUUCCUUAUCCUGGGGGGCCUGCUGCUCAACUGCUGCGCCUGUGGGGCCCUGAUGAGGCCCCUGGUGGGCCCCAAGAAGCCCCAGGAGCAGGAGUUGCAGGCUGUGGGCGAAGCAGAAAGAAAGCUCAAGCCUAAGAAAAAGCUCCUGGAUUUUAGUGUAUUUAAAGACAGAGGUUUCCUCAUCUAUGCCAUAGCUGCGUCCAUCAUGGUACUGGGCCUUUUUGUGCCGCCCGUGUUUGUGGUGAGCUAUGCCAAGGAGAUGGGGAAUGAAGACACCAAGUCUGCCCUCCUCCUCACCAUCCUGGGGUUCAUUGAUAUCUUCGCCCGCCCCACAUGUGGGCUGAUUGCGGGGAUGAAGUGGGUCCGGCCUAGAUGUGUGUAUCUCUUCAGCUUCGCCAUACUCUUUAAUGGCAUCACCGAUGUGAUCAGCUCACAGGCGACAGACUACCCUGGUCUGGUGGUGUUCUGUAUCUUCUUCGGGCUCUCUUACGGGAUGGUGGGGGCGCUGCAGUUCGAGGUUCUCAUGGCCAUCGUGGGCACAAAGAAGUUCUCCAGCGCUUUAGGGCUGGUGUUGCUCAUGGAGGCUAUCGCUGUGCUGGUGGGACCGCCUGGAGCAGGUCGUCUGCUGGACGCCACACAUAACUACAUGUACGUGUUCCUGCUGGCUGGCUGUGAGGUCAUUCUGGCCUCAAUCGUCAUCUGCAUGGGCAACUUCCUGUGCAUCAAGAAGAAGCCACAUGAGGCUGAGGCCCAUCUAGAGAAUGGCGCCCCCAUAGAGAUGGAGAAGCUCAACAGCCUGCUGGAGGCGGAGGGAGGAGAGCAUGAGAGGGCACAGCCGGCGGGGGUGAGGGGUGGCGCCGCAGAGGCAAAAUAGGGAGUGGAAAAGAAUGGAGGGGUGGGAAACCCAGAGACAGCUCUGUGAUGGAGAGAGAAGGGAUAUUUGUUAAUAGAUUUUUAGAGCGACUGACAAGCUUUUAUUAAACACUACCAAUAGGGACGAACAUAAGAAUACACACGCUGGCAGGGAUGAAGAGAAGGAUGGAUUGCAUUGUGCUGUACAUGUGUUGUAUGCUUUAAUAUACACAGCAAAUUGGCCAGUGUUACCUAGUGUUUUUUCAGGGUAACAUUUUUGUUUUGAUUCUGUAGUAAAAUUAACUCUAAGGGUUAAAUUGACACUGAGUGGUGUAAUAGAACCCCAGUGUCUGUUAAUAACCGAUGUUGUGGGGGGGGCGUUGUACAUUGAUUAAUGUUGUGCUACUCAAAUAUAAAUUCCAUACAUUUUUCUAAACUAAUCCAAUGUGUUACUUGGAUGUAUUGCACACAUUACUGAAAUGGUUGUCCAGUUUAAAUGCAUUUGAUACUCUCAUAUUUUAGUCUUCCCAACCCUGGCAGUCAUUCUGAAUAAAAGUUGAGUGAAUACAAAUUCCUAAUGUUGAUGUUCCCACUCUGGCUGAAUUCCAAUUAGAAUUACACAUUACUUUGCAAGCCAUCAUAAAUGUGAAUUUCAGGCCUGAUUUGGCCUGUAAACCAUGUGUUUCUGGCCACUGUAUUGGGGUAAAACUAGUCCCUCAACAUAAGGCCUUAUGAAGUAUGUACAGUGGGGCAAAAAAGUAUUUAGUCAGCCACCAAUUGUGCAAGUUCUCCCACUUUAAAAGAUGAGAGGCCUGUAAUUUUCAUCAUAGCUACACUUCAACUACAACAGACAAAAUGAGGGGAGAAAAUCACAUUGUAGGAUUUUUAAAUGAAUUUAUUUGCCAAUCAUGGUGGAACAUAAGUAUUUGGUCAAUAACAAAAGUUUCUCAAUACUUUGUUAUAUACCCUUUGUUGGCAAUGACAGAGCUCAAACGUUUUCUGUAAGUCUUGACAAGGUUUUCACACACUGUUGCUGGUAUUUUGGCCCAUUCCUCCAUGCAGUGAUGUUUUGGGGCUGUUGCUGGGCAACACUGACUUUCAGCUCCCUCCAAAGAUUUUCUAUGGGGUUGAGAUCUGGAGACUGGCUAGGCCACUCCAGGACCUUGAAAUGCUUCUUACGAAGCCACUCCUUCGUUGCCUGGGCGGUGUGUUUGGGAUCAUUGUCAUGCUGAAAGGCCCAGCCACGUUUCAUCUUCAAUGCCCUUGCUGAUGUUAGGCUUUGUUACUUUGGUCCCAGCUCUCUGCAGGUCAUUCACUAGGUCCCCCCGUGUGGUUCUGGGAUUUUUGCUCACCGUUCUUGUGAUCAUUUUGACCCCACGGGGUGAGAUCUUGCGUGGAGCCCCAGAUCGAGGGAGAUGAUCAGUGGUCUUGUAUGUCUUCCAUUUCCUAAUAAUUGCUCCCACAGU
Messenger RNA from Oncorhynchus nerka (sockeye salmon), 3262 nucleotides. It is a transcript of the gene slc16a3b, whose product is annotated as solute carrier family 16 member 3b. NCBI's taxonomy places the organism in Eukaryota, Metazoa, Chordata, Actinopteri, Salmoniformes, Salmonidae. Gene Ontology annotation, cellular component: plasma membrane. The record is from RefSeq and is a predicted model, not a curated record. The transcript has 7 exons. Gene Ontology annotation, biological process: transmembrane transport; monocarboxylic acid transport. The coding region runs from base 409 to 1818 and encodes 469 amino acids. Gene Ontology annotation, molecular function: monocarboxylic acid transmembrane transporter activity.